Paramecium pentaurelia is the source of this 2064-nucleotide messenger RNA. The record is from the annotation of a GenBank genome assembly. Lineage: Eukaryota; Ciliophora; Oligohymenophorea; Peniculida; Parameciidae.
AUGCUCAAAUAUCAAAAAAAGAAUAGAAAUUAAGCUUAGACUUGUUUUAAAAAGGUAUAUGGAGGAUUAGACCUGUUUGGAUAACCUCCAGCUUUUAAAAUUUUAAAAUAAGAAAAAUUCACUACAUCAUUGGGAUUUUUGUUUACGAUAGGUCUUUCGAUUGUUUGUGUUCUUUAUACAUUUAUCCAAUUAGAAGAUUUAUACGCUUAAACAGGUCCUAGAGUAACAAUGUCUGAAGAACAAGUAGUGGAUACAUCUGUAAUUGUUCAUUAUAAAUUAGGCAUACCCAUUGGAGAUGAAAAAUUAUACAAUUGGCAUCACAAUGGCCAAUAUAUCAUUAGGCUCUCUUCAAACAUUAGGAACUCACUUUACAAUGACCGUUUAGAAUUGCAAAAGAAUUAGAUCAUUAGACCCAACUACUAAUAAAACAGUGAUAUCUUAAAAGUAAAUUUUUAUUAUUCUAAACAGUUGUACAAUAUAUCCAACAGAGCCUUGUGGUGAUUAACAUUUUGUAACAGACUUAUAGAAAGCUUAUUUUUCAAAAAUAAAACUUGGUUUUGUUCAAUGCUUGAAUUUAAAACAAUGGCAAGAAAAUCCCCCUGUAAAUAUAAUUAAUAAACUUUUUAGCAACUUUAAGGGACAGUUUAAGGAACAGUAUAUUAAUAUUUACAAAUUACAAUUGCUUAAUGUAAGAACACCACAAAUAAAACAGAUUGUGCUCCAAAAGAAAAAAUAUGGAAAGAAUUAUAAACAGGAUAUUAUGCAGUACAUCUAAUUGAUAAUCUAAUUUAAAUGAAAAAUCCAGGUACUCCAUUCAAAGAUAUAAUUAAUUUACAAUAUACAACUUUCUCAAAUUCAACUUCAAAAUCAGUUUUCUAAAACUUCAAAAUUAUACAAUCUGAUACAGAUACUGGAUAUAUUAUGGAAGAUAUUAAAACUGAGUAUGGAUUAAUCUAAUCAUAAAAUCGAGAAAGUCAGGAUAAUUAUAAUAAUUAAUUUAUAAUCUAACAUAUAAUAAACUUAGAUUCAAGAUAAGGUUUUUAUAUUAGAGGAUAUUAAAAGCUAUAAGAUAUUUUUGGUAAUGUUGGAGGUCUUUGGUAAAUUUUAUUUUUAGCUAUGAGUGCAUUAUUAUAACCAUUAACAUCAACAUUUAUGAAUUUAUAAAUGGCUAAUAAGUUAUUUAGAUUUGAAAGUUCAAGUAAUCAGAAUCUUGAAUAUCUUCAAGCAAAAUAAAGUUCAAAUUCUAUUGAUGAAAUCAGAGAAAAUGUAAAAAAACCUAGUUCUUCAAUAAAAAUUAAUGUUAUAGGAUCUUAAUAAUUAGAUGCUGAAAGUAAAAAGUCUUAUACAAGUAAACGAUCUCUUUAAGGUUCAAAAUCAAUGAGUAAAUCAGUGUUUGUUAAAAAUGUUGAUAAAGUUAACAAUUAUAAACAAAUGAUAUAAUUAUUAAAAAAAAGAAAAUAAUCUCUUAACUUAUCUAUGAGAGAUAUUAUUAUGAUGAGUUUUGGAUGUAAAAAGAAAGAGAAAUAACUUAUUAAUUAUGCAACUGAAAAGUUUAUGAAUAAAUUAGAUAUUGCCAAUUUGAUUUCAAAAGUAUAUGAAAUAGAUAGAUUAAAAUUAAUAUUACUUAAUGAAUAAUAAUAAAAACUAUUUAAUUAUUUGCCUAAACCCAUUAUUCCUGAAGCUAUGUUUGGAGAAGAAUUCCAAAAGAAAAUGAAAGUUGUUGAAUAAAAAUAAGCCUAUAAGGUUAUUCUAUAGGAUGAAAAACCUGAAUUUAUGAGAUUAUAAGAAGCAUUUGUAGCUUAUGUAAAAAUUUAAUAAAAAGAUGAAAUUACAGAAGUUGAUAAAAAAAUUCUAGAUAUUCUUGAUGAGGAUAUAUUAGAAUUAUUUGAGAAUUUGUAUUGUAACACUUUAAAAUUAGAAAACAUAUUUUAAGAUAGUCCUAUGAAAUUACAAUUAUAAUUCUCAGAUAUUGAAUCCCCAAAGUCUAAUUUCCAACCAGAAUUUGAUGAAGACAUGGCUAAUUAAAUACCUGUUCUUCCUGCUAUGAUGAGAUCUUAAGAAUGA